This is a messenger RNA of Vittaforma corneae ATCC 50505, 1038 nucleotides long. RefSeq lists its product as uncharacterized. The transcript has a single exon. The record is from RefSeq and is a predicted model, not a curated record. Bases 1 to 1038 code for a protein of 345 amino acids. Lineage: Eukaryota; Fungi; Microsporidia; Nosematidae.
AUGUUUCAUUUCGAAUUAAUCGGUUGCAUUCAAUUUGAUUGUAUACCAGCCAUGAAACCUGAAACACAAUUUAUAAUACAAAAUAAAUUGAAAAAUAUGAAAGAAAAGGCAUUUUUAAUCAUAUACCUUUUCAGGAUACCGUUCAAAUUUUCCAUAGUCCAAACCGACACUCUUUUUGAAAAUACAAUAAAAGUUAGUAAUAUUGAAAUAGAAAGCCACAUUGAUUACCUGUCAGAGUAUGGAAAUGUAGUUUCCAAAGACUCAAAAAAGGAUGUCAAAAUGGCAAAUGUCUGGAUUUCCUACAAUUCCAAUGAAAGCCCCAACAACUAUCUGUACAACAUUCUCGAUCAUCCCUGGAAUGUCCAAAGCACCAAGAUCAACGAUAUUUUGGCCUCAAAGAUACCAAACAUUCAACUUUUGACGCCCCAUGACGGAUUGAAUCCGCUGGAGUUCAAAUUCAAGCAGGACAAAAACGUACAGUACUUUAAUUUAGAGUCGCAGGAACAUGAAAAUCCCAAAAUAGCAGACAAGCCUGACCCUUAUAGCAUUGAAAAUGAAGUGUACCAGGACACUAUGUACUUUGAAGCACCAAGAAUCACUUUUAAUAUGAUAAAAUAUCUGUUAAAAUUUAGCUCAUCGUCCAAGGUCGUUAUGAAUUACAGCGAACUUCAAAAGACACCGUUUUUGGUUAUUUUCUUUCUCCACCUGCCAAUAAUUUUAACUUCAAUCAUCAUUGUGAUUUUGGUUCUCUCGUUUGAAUCAGGGAUUACAAAAGAUUUAAUACAGGACGAAAUAUCAAAGCUACCUUUACAAAAAUAUUCUGAAGACCUUGAGUUUACCGAGUGUUCAAUUUGCCUUGAUAUUUUCCAAGUAAACGAGGAGGUGAGGGUGUUAAGCUGCAAACACUGCUUCCAUAGGAACUGCAUAGACUCGUGGCUGCGGUCAAUGCUAAAGUGUCCAAUAUGCAGAAACUCGGUUACAAAGCUGGCAGAUUCACAAAAUUAUGAAUUCUACCAAUCCUUAAAUAGUAUACCGUAG